GUCCCAAAUCCACGACUCAAAGGCUCGCUAAGGCAUAGCUGUAGGUCUCUCACCAUUUUAAAGCCUUAAAGCAGGAUAGUCAGUUAGUAAGAAAUUGAGUAGAAACGACUCUUCCUUUUGUCUUCUUUAUACCAUAGCGACCAUCUAAGCAGCAAAUUCAAUCUGCUUUUCAAGGUAUAAAAGUACUCAAACAUUCAAGUAGACCACAGGAGUAAAGAAAGCUAAAUUGGCUUUCUAUAAACGUAAAUAGGAUCAUUCAAUGCUUUUCUGUAUCCAAGAUAUGCAAAACAAAGCAGCUGAUAUAAGAUGCGUAAAUCCCGUUCGCAUUUCCUUCUCUUUUUUUUUUCUUUUAUUUAUGGCAAAGAGAGAUACACAAGCUAGUGAGAACCCAGUUGAUAAGAAACGCGUUAAAAAAUCUAAAGACCAAGAACGCACCGAAAAGACAAGAGUUAUACCUCAUGAACAACAUAAGAUAAUAGACCAAGAAGAUCAAGAGCAACAAAGUCAAAAGAAAGGAUCUCAACAAAGCAAUGACCCAAAGAAUGCUCGUUUACUUACGUUAGAGAGCUUAUUUCCUUUAACAUUAUCACCAUCGGACAUCGAGUUAGAUCCCACUAUGGUUGCUUCCGAUGAUAGUGCCUAUGUCUAUAAGGGAAAAUACAGGCAAUUGGGUAUUCUUUGCACAUGUAUUAAACCUCAAGAAGAAACAAGAGCUCAGUAUGAAUGGGCCAUGUCCCAAAUGCUGAGUGCUUGUCGUAACAUGGAAACCUAUAUUGGUAGAUUCAAAUCAACGGCAGAACAUAUGCGUAUCAAGUUACCUGAAGGUUCAAAAAAGGCUACCUGUUGGUUCUUUGUAAAGCGAUCUUACCAAACAUUAGAGGAAUACAUGGCUUUACAGAAAUCCAAAAAGAUUGUCUUGGAGCCACUUUAUUUUAUACAAAUGGCCAUUACACUUUUUUCAAUAUUAGUGGAUGCACAUGCACUCAAUAUUGGACUUGUAAAUAUUUCACCCAAGAGUAUUUGUGUUGGAACAGAUGGUGGGCUCUAUUUUGGUGAAUUCAAGUCUUGUGUCUUAUUAGAUGAGCCAAAGCCUUUACGGGACAAAGGUUGGAUUCGUAUACCUGCUCAACAUACACCAGAUGUAAAGAUAAUCAAAAGAGGAGACUAUAAAAAGGAGUCAGACAUGAUUUAUACAGUUCAAUUACUGAAAUACAUUAUAAACGAAAACACCUGUAAUGAUCAAAACCUCAAGAACUUCUACAAGAAACUUGGCUCUGUACUCUCAUUAGGAUUACGCAAAAGUACACAUAGUAGAACAAAAGCAGAAUCCAUGUUGAAAUAUUUUGAGAAUCUUCGACAUGAUGCAUUGAAUGUCAACGAUGAUGAAGAUGAUUGAAUGUGACUAUUUUUUUUUUUUCUUUUCGGCCUAUGUAAAUACGCUCAAGGGUACAC
Molecule: messenger RNA, 1452 nt
Organism: Gilbertella persicaria
Lineage: Eukaryota; Fungi; Mucoromycota; Mucoromycetes; Mucorales; Choanephoraceae
Exons: 5
Coding region: 260-1396 (378 amino acids)
Source: RefSeq, a predicted model, not a curated record